Molecule: messenger RNA, 1360 nt
Organism: Durio zibethinus
Lineage: Eukaryota; Viridiplantae; Streptophyta; Magnoliopsida; Malvales; Malvaceae
Source: RefSeq, a predicted model, not a curated record
UCUUUUUUCCUAUCAUUAGGCUAUGACCUCCUAUGUAACAAAAAAAAAAGUGAUUCAAGGUUGGACUCCUUCCAACCGUAGAUUCAUAAUACUUGUUCUUUCACAUGCAGGAUCAAGAGUAGAUAAAGAAGAUCUGGAGUUGCCAUUAUUUGAUUUUGUUACCAUUGCAUCCGCCACCAGCAACUUCUCCAAUUCAAAUAAAAUAGGAGAAGGCGGGUUCGGACUUGUGUACAAGUUCUUACUUGUUGCACACAAUAAUUUGCAGGGUGAGCUAUUUAGGGGACAAGAAAUUGCGGUGAAGAGGCUCUCAAGCAAUUCCAAGCAAGGUGUUGAAGAGUUCAAGAAUGAAGUUGUAAUGAUAGCUAAGCUUCAGCAUAGGAAUCUUGUUAGACUUUUGGGCUAUUGCGUUGAAAGAGAUGAAAGGAUGCUCAUCUAUGAGUUUAUGCCAAACAAAAGCCUCGAUUGCUUUAUUUUCGAUCAAAGCAAGAGAAUGGUGUUGACAUGGCCGAAGCGUUUUGAAAUAGUUAUGGGAAUUUCAAGAGGACUUCUUUAUCUCCAUCAAGAUUCAAGGUUGCGAAUCAUUCAUAGGGAUCUGAAAUCCAGCAAUAUCUUACUAGACAAUGAGUUGAACCCCAAAAUUUCAGACUUUGGCAUAGCAAAAAUGUUUGGAGGUGAUCAAGUUGAAGCCAAAACAAAACGAGUAGUUGGCACAUAUGGUUAUAUGUCUCCAGAGUAUGCAAUGGAUGGAAAAUUUUCAAUGAAGUCUGAUGUAUUUAGCUUUGGGGUGCUUUUGUUAGAGAUAAUAAGUGGCAAAAGGAACAGGGGUUUCAAUCAUCCUGAUCAUUACCACAAUCUUUUGGGACAUGCAUGGUUGUUGUGGAACAAUGGCAAGGCUUUGGAGCUUAUGGAUCCUUCAUUGGAAGAUUCAUGUGUUGAAGCCCAAGUUGGAAGAUGCAUUCAAGUAGGUCUACUAUGUGUUCAGAAACACCCAGAAGACAGGCCAGCAGUGUCAUCCGUGGUUCUGAUGUUGGGUAAUGAGGAGGUCACGCUGCCAAAACCGAAAGAGCCUGGCUUCUUCACAGAAAGAAGUUCCUGUGAUACAGAGGAUGGAACAUCUUCAACAAAAAAUUCGGUCACCAUUACAAUACCAGAAGCUAGAUAAAAACAUGGUUGGUCGGGUUCACUUUUCACAACUUGAUUCAUAUCAAGUGAAUUGAUUGUAAAGCCUAUUGGUUCAGCAGCGCAUUUCAUUUCAAAUUGUCUAAAGCUUGAAGGUUCAGGGUUACCUUUUUUUUUUUUUUUUAUUUGACAUGAACAGGCCCAACUCAAAGCUGUAUAAGCAACUCUGUGAUUUGGGAUU